CACUCCAUUAUUGUAGCUUUAUACUUGAUGAAAGAGAAGAAGGUGCAAGCUAUCAUAGGGCCACAACAAUCAGAGCAAGCUAAAUUCGUGAUUAAUCUUGGAGAAAAAGCUCAAGUACCAAUUGUUUCCUUCUCUGCAACAAGCCCUUCUCUUUCUCCAACUAAGAAUUCUUAUUUUGUUCGAACAGCCCUAGAUGAUCGCUUUCAGGUGAAUGCAACUGCUUCCAUUUUUGAAGCCUAUGGAUGGAAGGAAGUGGCUUUGAUCUAUGAAGAUACCGAAUAUGGAAAUGGAUUGGUACAUUAUUUCAGUGAUGCCUUCCAACAAAUCAAUGUCCUUAUUCCAUAUAGGUGUGUCAUUCCUCUAACAGCCACAGAUGAUCAAAUAUUGGAAAAGCUUUACAAAUUGAUGACCAUGAAAACUAGGGUAUUCUUGGUCCACAUGACAACUUCCAUUGGGUCCCGGCUUUUUAACAAUGCAAGAAAUGCAAGAAUGAUGGAUCAUGGCUAUGCAUGGAUUACAACAAGCGGUUUAUCAAGUUUAUUAGAUCAUAUUGAUUCCCAAGCUAUUGAUUCAAUGCAAGGUGUAUUGGGAGUGCAGCCAUAUAUACAAAGCUCUAAACAACUUGAAGAUUUUAAGCUCAGAUGUGGUGAAAAUGCUUCCACUGAUCUUUCAACCCUUGGAUACUCUGAAAUGGGUCCAAAAUUUCGCAAAACCAUACGGAGUACUAGACUUAAGGGGGGCCUAAGUGGAGAUCUCAAUUUGAUAACAGGGCAACGUAAACCUUCAGCUUUCCAAAUACUCAAUGUGAUUGGGAAACAACGAGUGAUCGGAUUCUGGACUGCAGCGAAAGGCCUUUCACAGAAUUUAAAUGCUACAGAUAAGUCGAUGUAUUCAGCUUCCGCAGAUGAUCUUGAAACUCCCAUAUGGCCAGGAUAUUCAACUACCACGCCUAAGGGUUGGGUUAUACCCACAAAAGGUAAAAAAUUGAGGAUUGGGGUCCCAGUUAAAAAAGGAUUCAACCAAUUUGUGAAAAUUGAAGUGAACCCUAAAUCUAAUGAGACAACCUUCACAGGGUACUCUAUAGAUGUCUUCAAGGCUGUAAUAGACGAAUUAUCAUUUGCUCUUCCCUAUGAUUUUUUUCCUUAUCCUGAUCCCAUCAUAGAAGGUCCAGUUAACUAUGAUGAACUUAUCUACCAGGUUUAUCUUAAGAAAUUUGAUGCAGUGGUGGGUGAUACAACAAUCAUCGCGAAUCGCUCUUUAUACGUAGAUUUCACAUUGCCAUAUUUAGAGUCAGGGGUUUCAAUGAUGGUCCUCGUCAAAGAUGAUAAGAGGAAGAAUGCUUGGGUUUUCUUAAAGCCAUUGAGUUGGGAACUGUGGUUGACAACUGGGGUGGCAUUUCUCUUCACCGGAAUUGUUGUUUGGAUCCUUGAACACAGAAUAAAUACAGAUUUUAGGGGUCCUCCUACAAAACAACUUGGCGUGAUCUUCUCGUUUGCAUUCUCAACUCUAGUCUUCAGUCAAAGGGAGAGGGUAAUGAACAACUUGUCGAGGUUCGUGAUGAUCAUAUGGGUGUUUGUGGUGCUCAUCCUACAAACCACUUACACCGCAAGCUUAACAUCGAUGUUGACAGUAGAAAGGUUGCGGCCGAUGGUAACAGAUAUUGAAGAGAUAAGAAACAAUGGUUACCAUGUGGGUUAUCACAACGGUAGCUUCGUCAAAGAUCUACUGAUAAAUCGAUUGAAAUUGGAUCCUAACCAGUUAAGAGCUUAUGACACUGAAGAUGAGUAUCAUGAAGCCUUGUCUAAGGGAACAUCUAAAGGUGGAGUUGCAGCCAUUUUUGAUGGAAUCCCCCACCUCAAGGUUUUCCUCUCCAAUCAUUGUUCCAAGUAUAAAAUCGUUGGACCCAUCUACAGGACUGAUGGAUUAGGUUUUGUCUUCCCGUUAGGCUGCCCUCUGGUCUCUGACAUUUCAAGAGCAAUCUUGAACGUUACUCAAGGGGGUAGAAUCGAGGGGAUUGAGAAAUCAUGGUUUAAACAGAAAACAAAAUGUGGAGACCUAAAUGCAGAAGGGUCCUCAACUUCAAGCAGCAUCAGCCUCCAAAGCUUUAUGGGUCUCUUUCUUAUCACAGGACUUGCUUCAGGCUUUUCACUUCUGAUACACUUACUGCAAUUUUCUUACGAUUAUUGGAAUCAUCCAAUCACCACCACAACCACAGAAUCAGUUCGGCAUAAAUUUCUUAAUAUGAUGAAGCAUUUUGAUCAGAAAGAUCUCUCCUCACAUACUUUCAAGAGCACUUCAUCUAGGGUACACCCUGUUGGCGCCGAAUUCCGAGAAAUUGAAAUUACUCCUGAUGUUCAUUGUUCACAAAGCUCACCCAGUAUUUCUAGACAGACAGAUGGGGACAUUGUUCAAGAUGGUGAAGAAGAGGAUACCCAAUCUGAGCCUACUGAAUCUGUGGACAUGGAAACUUCAAUAUCUCUUGAUCUACUAAAGAACAUAGAAGUACAAGCAAUUAUUGGGCCAGAAACAUCAUCUCAGGCCAACUUUAUGAUUGAUCUUGGAGACGAAGCUCAGGUGCCCAUUAUAUCUUUCUCUGCAACUAGUCCUUCUCUUUCUUCAGCUCAAACUCCUUAUUUUGUCAGGGCUUCCCUUAGUGACUCCUCUCAGGUAAAAGCAAUUGCUUCCAUUUUCCAAUCCUUCGGAUGGAAGGAAGCUGUACUGAUAUAUGAGUCCACUGAUUAUGGUAAUGGAAGGAAGCUUGGUAUUGCUACUGCUUUUGAUGAGAUCCCUUACAUGAAACUCUUUCUUUCAAACUAUUGUGAUAAGUGCACCAUGGUAGGACCUACUUAUAAGGCUGAUGGAUUCAGCUUCGCUUUUCCAAGAGGAUCCCCUCUGGUACCUAAUGUUUCAAGGGCGGUCUUAAAUGUAACAGAAGGAGGAAAAAUGGCAAGGAUUGAGCAAGCAUGGUUUGGGCAAGACAAUUGUCCAGAUAGUGGUACAAAGGUUUCUUCAUAUAGUCUUACAUUAGAUAGUUUUGGGGGCGUGUUCAUUAUCACUGGAGCUGCUUCUCUACUAGCCCUCUUCAUACUCUUACUUCGAUUCUGUCACAGCAAUGAGGUUGUUAUCAAACAUGAUGAUGCUAAUGCUUCUACAUUGAAAAGAAUAGUUGAAAUGGCAAAAAAAUAUGAUGAGAUGGAUCCUUUCUCUCAUGAUUCUAGAUUUGCAGUGAACUUGAAGAUGGAGUUAGAUUCAAGGCUACUUCUGAUGGGGGAAAGGAUCCUCCCCUUGCAAGCGAAUAAAUCUUUUGCCUCCAUAGUUGGAUCUGAUACUGAAGCAUCUGAAAAAGGGGCUUCUCCUGAGAAUCCUAUUCCAAAAUCAUAUGCUAAUGUAGUGGGCAAUAGUCCGUCAGUGGUGGAUGAUCUAUCUGAUCCAGUUCAUGCAGAAGACUUCACCAAGGUUUUGGUGGAGAUGGAGGUGGCGGCCCCAAGGCCUGAAGAAAUUCAAGUGGAACGUAGGCAACCUGGGACUGCGAAUUUAUUUUUUUUCAAGCAACAAUUGAUCUAUAAGGACUCAUUAGGUAUAUGUGGUUUUUGCAAAAAAAGGGGGCACCAACUGAACGAUUGUCGAGAGAAGAAGGCCUAUGAUGAACGUCAGAACACUUUGGACAAGACUGGGAUCCUAGGACCAGUGUAUGGAGAAGAUAGAGUCAACUCGAUAAUGAGUAACUCACCUGGUCGAGCCAUGCCUUUUUUGGAAAGAGAUGAUCACAAUAUUUCAAAUUCUAAUUUGAAUUUGAAUAUUGCCUCUCAUAUCUCUCCUAGUGCUGAAAGAGGGGAGACAGGUGUAUCAACUCCUAUAAAUGACGUUUCUCGGUUACCUAAUGUGGAGGAAGGAGAGAUUUUAAUUGAAACAAAUCCUCAGUCCAUUUUGCACACUUCGGGUAACUUGGGAUUAGAUCAUGUGGGGGAGGAAUCAAUUAAGGAAGCUUCUCUUGGUGAGAAGGUGUAG
Macadamia integrifolia is the source of this 4008-nucleotide messenger RNA. Its product is annotated as glutamate receptor 2.9-like. The record is from RefSeq and is a predicted model, not a curated record. Gene Ontology annotation, cellular component: plasma membrane. The annotation marks the transcript as partial. Gene Ontology annotation, biological process: G protein-coupled receptor signaling pathway. NCBI's taxonomy places the organism in Eukaryota, Viridiplantae, Streptophyta, Magnoliopsida, Proteales, Proteaceae. Gene Ontology annotation, molecular function: glutamate-gated receptor activity; G protein-coupled receptor activity. The transcript is spliced from 11 exons.